Molecule: messenger RNA, 2094 nt
Organism: Arabis nemorensis
Lineage: Eukaryota; Viridiplantae; Streptophyta; Magnoliopsida; Brassicales; Brassicaceae
Source: the annotation of a GenBank genome assembly
AUGUCUGGUUUUAAUGCUUUGUGGGUUCCCGGAGUCGACCAUGCUGGUAUAGCUACACAUGUUAAGGUUGAAGACAAUCUCAAGGCUGAAAGAGGAAUGAGUAGACAUGACCUUGGCCGUGAAGAAUUCUUAAAUGAAGUAUGGAAAUGGAAGAACCAGUCUGGUGAUACAAUCAUGUCACAACAACGACGUUUAGGUGCUUCUCUUGAUUGGUCUCGUGAGUGUUUUACAAUGGACGAGCAAAGAUCAAAAGCUGUAACCGAGGCCUUUGUACGGUUAUACAAUGAAGGGCUUAUCUAUAGAGACAAAAGGAUUGUUAAUUGGGGUUGUAGACUAAGAUCAGCAAUAUCUAAAUCUGAGACGGAUCUAGAGGUUGUUGUUGCUACAACUAGAGUGGAAACAAUGCUCGGUGAUACCGCCAUUGCUGUUCAUCCCGAUGAUGAAAGGUACACGCAUCUUCACGGGAAGUUUGCUCUGCAUCCAUUCAAUGGACGGAGGUUACCAAUUAUUUGCGAUGCAGAACUCGUUGAUCCGAAAUUUGGUACAGGUUGUGUUAAGAUUACUCCUGCUCAUGACCUCAAUGAUUUCGAAGUUGGAAACCGCCACAAACUGGAAUUUAUAACCAUAUUCACUGAUAAUGGAAAGAUCAAUACGCAAGGCGGGCCUGAAUUCGCAGGGAUGCCACGCUUUACGGCUCGUGAAGCUGUUAUUGAAGCUCUGAAGAAGAAGGGGAUGUACAGAGGUGCCAAAAACAACGAAAUGAGACUCGAAAUUUGUUCAAGAACUAAUUAUGUUAUUGAGCCUAUGAUAAAGCCUCAGUGGUACAUAUAUUGUCGCGAGAUGGGAAAGAAUGCUCUUGAUGCUGCUCUCGAAGUUGAAAACAGGAAACUCGAGUUUAUACAAAGGCAGUACACAGUAGAAUGGAGAAGAUGGCUAGAGAAUAUACAUGACUGGUGCGUUUCGAGACAGUUUUGGUGGGGGCAUAGGAUCCCAGCAUGGUAUGCAACUCUCGAAGAAGGUCAACUCAAGGAUACAGGCUCUUACAAUGACCAUUGGAUCGUCGCUAGAAACGAGGAAGAAGCUCGAAAAGAGGCUGAUAGUAAAUUCCCGGGGAAGAAAUUCGAGCUAUGUCAAGAUCCUGAUGUGCUUGACACAUGGUUCUCUUCUGGUAUCUCUCCUUUAUCUAGUUUUGGAUGGCCAGAUGAAACUGAUGACUCGAAAGCUUUUUAUCCGACAUGUGUUCUUGAAACCGGACAUGAUAUUCUCUUCUUUUGGGUUGCUCGCAUGGUUAUGCUAUGUAUGAAACUUAGCGGCGAUGUUCCUUUCAACAAGGUUUAUUUGCAUCCUAUGAUUCGUGAUGCACAUGGUCGCAAGGUGUCAAAGUCUGUUGGAAAUGGUAUUGAUCCGCUUGAAGUUAUCGAAGGCGCAACUCUUGUGGAUCUUCAUAAGAGGUUAGAAACAAGUAACUUGGAUCCAAAGAAGCUUGUGGCUGCUAAAGAAGGACAUGCCAAGGAUUUUCCUAAAGGUAUCCCUGAAUGUGGUACGGAUGUUCUUCGGUUUGCCCUUGUAUCUUACACUGCUCAGUUUGAUAGAAUUAAUAUGGAUAUCCUGCGAGUUUUUGGUUACCGUCAAUGGUGUAAUAAGCUCUGGAACGCGUUUAGAUUUGCGAUGAUGAAGCUUGGUGAUGGUUAUAGUCCUAUUCUGACUCUGUCCGCUGAAACAAUGCCAUUGAGCUGCCAAUGGAUUCUUUCUUCACUAAACAAGGCGAUAUCAAAGACUGUGGAUUCUUUGAAUGCUUACGAGUUCUCGGAUGCAGCCAACACGGUUUACGCUUGGUGGCAAUACCAGUUUUGUGAUGUAUAUAUUGAAGCAAUUAAGCCUUAUUUCACCAAGCCAGAGUUUGCUUUAGAGAGGACUCAUGCACAACAUACUCUUUGGGUUUGUUUAGAGAUUAGUUUGAGAUUGCUUCACCCGUUUAUGCCUUUUGUUACCGAAGAGCUUUGGCAACGAUUGCCUUGGCCUAAAGACUAUGAACGGAAAGCGUCUAUCAUGAUUUGUGACUACCCAUCUCCCAUAGAGGUCUCUGCCUUCUAA